AUGUCUCAGGAGCGUUCCCUUAAUGAUGUUAAAAGUGUUGAGGUAACUACCAACGGAGAGGAGAAUGGUGUUAAUAAGUCUUGUUCCUCGCUAAUCCCCGAGAACUGCGACGUACACAGGCCUGAGAAUAACUGCUCGGGGAGUCCCCGCUCGAACAAGAAGAUUUUUGUCGGAGCGUUGACGCCAGAUACUACUGAGCAAAAUCUUAUUGAUUAUUUUUCUAAAUUUGGGGAGAUUGUGUCCUGUGCUGUGAAGCUCUAUCGAGACACGGGAUGCUCUCGUGGCUUCGGUUUCAUAGUUUUCAAAAGCGAUGAGUCCGUUAAAAAGGUCUUGAGCAUUCCUGAACACAUAGUCAAUGGGAAGAAAAUUGACCCCAAACCGGCGAAGUGCCCGAAGGACACCCAGCGCAAAGUUUUUGUUGGUGGUCUUGACCCUGAUGUCAGCCCUAAGGAAAUUGAAGAGCAUUUCAGUAAAUUUGGCAAAGUUGAAGCAGUUGAGACACCGUUUGAUAGCACUAGGAUGAGGCGUAGGAGUUAUGUUUUUGUUGUAUUCUCCUCGGAGUACGAGGCUAAGAGGGCUGCUUCUAUCGAGAGGCAGGAGAUUAAUGGAAAAAGUUGUGAUGUCCGUGUUGCUGUUCCUCGAGAAGUUUCUUUUCGUCAAAGAGCAAUGGCACAAGUAACACCACAAUUUUCUCUGGCUGAUAUUCAGCAGGCUAUGCUGAAUCUCUUCUACUACAACAGUCUCGGCCAACAGCCGGCACUGCAAAAUCACUUCGCCUGGCCGCAAGCUGCGCAUCAUGUGACAAACAGGUCGCCUUUCCGAGCCAGCUAUGAUCAGCAGGCCGCUGAAAAGCUCUUCAAUCAACCUACGAUAGGUAGGUCCGACGCGUGGUAUGAGUCUUCGGUGGCACGGCCACCACCGCCUUCGCAGGCCUCGGUGUCCACAGCUCCACCACCGAGAAAUCCGCCAAUGGCCGCGACACAUCCCUAUCUGACUUUCCCAUUCUCUUACCAAUCUGCUGCGGCAGCUGCUGCAGCGGCGGCUGCAGCCACUUCGCAGCAUUUCUACUACCAAGCUACUCCUGGAUACUACUACCAACCUGCUCCUCCUUCCGUCUCCCCUUCCGAGGCCCAAAACUCUGCUCCUGUGCCUAACGGAAAUGUCAAUCAGGUGCCAAAUCAGGCUAACGCCAUGAACGACUUCAUGGCUGCUAUUGUCACCGCCAACCAGAUGCCCUUUAUUACAGCGCCUGCUGCUUCUGCCUAUCCCACUACCCCGGCGGGUGAUAUGAGCUAUAUAUACCGCCAGCAACAACAGCAGACGAUUAACCCCGCCUUCUACCAAAGUGCGUCGGCGGAGGGAAUGUUUAAUGAUCCUGCUGCCGGUCUCUCGCGGUCUCAUUUUUAUGGAGGUGGUGUGCUUCCUCCUACUUCCUCUACUGGCGCCGCUGUUACUGCCAUCUCCUCUCCGCUGAAACCCCGUGGUUCGAAAUCUCACAUCAAUGGGGUGCACCAGGCUAGGAGCGCGCAGAAUGGUCAUGGGGUAAAAGAGGGUGAGGGGGUCAGUGUGGGGUCUUCUGAACACCCAGUAGCGGCGACAACCAAUGGGACGUCGGGAUUAGCACCUACGCUGGAGACACAGAUGGCGAAUCUGUCCGUGGCGGAAAUUUAG
This is a messenger RNA of Echinococcus granulosus, 1671 nucleotides long. Its product is annotated as Heterogeneous nuclear ribonucleoprotein A/B. Gene Ontology annotation, cellular component: nucleoplasm. The coding region runs from base 1 to 1671 and encodes 556 amino acids. Lineage: Eukaryota; Metazoa; Platyhelminthes; Cestoda; Cyclophyllidea; Taeniidae. The record is from RefSeq and is a predicted model, not a curated record. Gene Ontology annotation, biological process: regulation of gene expression. Gene Ontology annotation, molecular function: RNA binding. The transcript is spliced from 6 exons.